CGCUUGUCAAAAAAUAUUUAUCGUUUUUGAGAUUCACCACUAUUUUUCAAGAUAAAAUUCUGGUUUAUCAAGAAGAAAGAUGGUAAAAUAAAUUUGAAUGAAUUUAAUGUUACUUCUAAUUUUUCAGAUUCCGAACACAAAUUACGAGAAAAAAAGUUUUUCUUCAUGCAAAUACCUAAUUCGUUGAAUAAUUUCAUUUCAACAGUAAUUGAAUUCCUAUAAAAAUAAUGAAAUAGAGUUAUUACAUUACAUUUUGCAAUUUUACCAAAAUUUCAAAAAAUAUAUUAAUUGUAGACGAAUUUAUCGCCAUCUUUGUUAGAUCUGAUCCUACAAGUGUAGAUCAGAUCUACGGAGACAAUCAUAACAUUUUACUGGUUCAUCUGAAAUACAUCAAAGGAAAAAAUCAUUCGUUAAUCUAGUAUUUAUCGAUUUUUUUUUUUUUUUUUUGAAAAUGAUCGAAACUCGUCUUCUGAAAGUAUAUUCUUGAAAAAAAAGUACCAAUGUAUUGUUAAAAAAAAUCCUCUACUUCGGUGUUAACUUUUUAUGCUUUUAAAAAGUUGUAUAAAUUUCAUUUAAAUCCGUCGAGUGGGUUUGUGGAUGACGCUGGUAGUCGACUUUCAGACCAUAGUUUCAAGAAAAACGUAUUCCCAUAGUUCGAGUCUGGUCGCGGUUUUACCUUUUCGUAUCAUUUUGAGGCCGGUAGAUGGAGUAAAGCUUAUUUGUAUUUCGGUUUAUUGAACCCGAAUUCGCAUUAGUUUUUCCGCAGUCGUUCAACCAACUAAUCAAACAUUUUUUUUUUAAUUUAUAUUUGAGGUAAUUUCAAAACGGAAGAUUAGUCUUUUGAACAACCGUUUGAGUUAUGUGGUAAGUGGCGCCACUACGAAACCAAAUUGAGGCAAAACAAGCUUGCCUGAACAGCUGAUUUGUUACCUACUACACGACUACACGAAGAAGUGUAACGAUGGAAUACUGAUUAUCCGGAGAAUGUAACGUUUGUCCGGGUGGUCCGGGUAUAGGACAAAUGGUAGAGCGGGGAAAUAAAUUUGGAUACAAAAUGUUAAAAAUAAAUCGCUUCUUCCAAAAAAAAUUUUACGUAAGGUUCAACGUUUUAACGAUAAUUCUGUUAUUAUUAGGUUUGACUUUCAUUAUAUUGUAUGUGGCUGACGAAAAUCGUUGUGAAAGUGCAAAAGAAAUAGAAAUGGAUAAAAUUAAAUACCGACUAAUUAUUUUGAUACUGACGCAUCCAGAUGCAAUGAGGAAUCGUGAUACUAUAAGAAAAACUUGGCUGUCAGAUAAACAUCAAAAUGUCAAGCACCUUUUCGCUAUUGGAACUUUCGAUCUUCAACCAGAACAAAUGGACACUCUGCAAUCUGAAAAACAUAAAUACAAUGAUUUGCUUCUACUCGCGAAACUUGAAGAUUCGUAUGGUACUUUAACGAAAAAAGUAUUAAUAUCUCUCAAAGAAAUUUACGCGACUUACGAGUUUGAUUUUUUACUCAAAUGUGACGAUGACAGCCUGGUACUUGUUCAUAAAGUUUUGCGUGAACUUGACAAGUGGGAAAUGAAAGGAACCAAAAAAGAAUUAUACUGGGGUUAUUUUAACGGAAAAGCUCAAGUAAAAAAACGAGGACCUUGGAAAGAACACGAUUGGAAUUUGUGUGAUUACUACUUGCCUUAUGCCGUUGGUGGUGGUUAUGUUCUUUCUUCGAAUCUCAUUAAAUUUAUCGCCGGUAGUGCCGAUGUAUUGAGGCUCUACAAUUCUGAGGAUGUCUCAGUUGGUUUGUGGCUAGCUCCGUUAGCAAAUGUGGAAAGAAAGCACGACGUACGUUUUGACACGGAGUAUCUCUCACGAGGCUGUUCUAAUGUGUAUAUAAUAACGCACAAACAAUCAGUUGAGAGUAUGACAAAUCUGUAUGACCAUUAUAGGUCAGCAGGUGUGUUGUGUGCACGUGAAUCAAGGAACCGUAUGAGUUACAAUUACAAUUGGACAGUACCACCGAGUCAAUGUUGUACCAGACAAAUCGGAAGGGAUCUCAGGGAAGGAAAAAUUGGUGAGUCACAGACGUUCAAGAACCGGCCAACAAUCGAUCACAAAAAAAGAGAACACCCAGUUUAUCUCGAGCAACGUAGCAAGGUUUCUCAUUUUUUUUCAAUUAAAAAAAAAACCCAAGAACCAAAACGAACAUAACGAAAAAAUCGCAUGUCAAAAAGCAGUGAAAAAUAUGCGGCCAAUUCUCAAUACAUUAAAGCACUGUGACAAACCCUCGCGAACUGUUUUCUAAUUAUAUACAAAAUCGACAGUUUUACGUUCAUAAUUUACGGAUAUAAGAUGGUUUACUUUUUCUUUCAAUAAAUAAUGGUUCAUUUUACGAGGAAAAACAAAACGCAAACUUGUCCAUUUUGGAUGCAAUAUGAAUACAGUUGCGAUUUUUACUUUAUUCUAAGGUUUGAAUUUCCUAUCUCUUUUACGUAGAAACGGACGAAUCUUCAUGUUUGACUAUGAAAAUUUAUAUUCUAUCGUAUCUUUCUCUGGUCUGCUUUAUCUUUUUUAGAAGUAACGUACAUUUAAACGCUCGUAUGGAGAAUCGUGCUUAGCACUCUUCACCUUCGUCGUCGUCGUUGAUUAACCUCAAUUUUUUAUCUCACUUCUUCUUACGAUCUUGCGUACAUUUUGGACAGUACCACUUACCCUUCGGCUUGGUCGUUAACCCAACACACGCGAAAUGGAACCACUCGAUUGGACACUACACAAAAAUGAUUUUUCAAAUGCAAAGUCGAUUAUCACAGCCAAUCAUUUCUCCAUAAGAAACUUGAUGACACAAACAAUACGUUGGCUCGUUUGGGUCGACAGGCAUAUCCAAUACGUCAGAAGGAUGCCCGAGGGAGCUUGUUUCUGUUUGUGCCCCGCUUCCAACAGCACCAGUGGAAGUUGCGGAAGUAACGGAUCCUCCUUGAAUACACAAAGUUGAAUAAAUUAUAUGGAGUUGUUCAGUAAAA
This is a messenger RNA of Venturia canescens, 2997 nucleotides long. It is a transcript of the gene beta3GalTII, whose product is annotated as beta-1,3-galactosyltransferase 6. The record is from RefSeq and is a predicted model, not a curated record. Bases 1022 to 2188 code for a protein of 388 amino acids. Gene Ontology annotation, molecular function: UDP-galactosyltransferase activity. Gene Ontology annotation, biological process: glycosaminoglycan biosynthetic process. Lineage: Eukaryota; Metazoa; Arthropoda; Insecta; Hymenoptera; Ichneumonidae. Gene Ontology annotation, cellular component: Golgi membrane. The transcript has 4 exons.